ACACCCGAGAAAGUUUCAGCCAAACUUCGGGCGGCGGCUGUGGCGGCGGCCCAGGAACGGCGGACUCGGGGUGCAGGGAGUGGAGACACUGAAGCCUGAGCUUUGGGGCGCCGCGCGAGGCCGUGAGCCGCGGAAGUAGGAGGAAGGGAGGAGAAAGCGGGGGCUCCCCUGUCGGGACCCCCUCCCCAUGUGGAUCUGCCCAGGCGGCGGCGGCGGAGGAGGAGGCGACCGAGAAGAUGCCCGCCCUGCGCCCCGCUCCGCUGUGGGCGCUGCUGGCACUGUGGCUGUGCCGCGCGGCCCCGGCGCGUGCAUUGCAAUGUCGGGAUGGCUAUGAGCCCUGUGUAAAUGAAGGAAUAUGUGUUACCUACCACAAUGGUACAGGAUACUGCAAAUGUCCAGAGGGCUUCCUGGGAGAAUACUGUCAACAUCGAGACCCCUGUGAGAAGAAUCGCUGCCAGAAUGGUGGGACGUGUGUGGCCCAGGCUAUGUUGGGGAAAGCUGCGUGCCGAUGUGCCCUGGGCUUCACGGGCGAGGACUGCCAGUACUCCACUACUCACCCCUGCUUCGUGUCUCAGCCCUGCCUGAACGGAGGCACCUGCCACGUGCUUGGCCGGGACACCUAUGAGUGCACCUGCCAAGUCGGCUUUACAGGUAAACUGUGCCAGUGGACUGAUGCCUGCCUGUCCCACCCCUGUGCAAAUGGAAGUACCUGCACCACUGUGGCCAACCAGUUCUCCUGCACGUGCCUCGCAGGCUUCACGGGGCAGAAAUGUGAGACUGACAUCAAUGAGUGUGACGUUCCAGGGCGGUGCCAGCACGGGGGCACCUGCCUCAACCUCCCGGGCUCCUAUCAGUGCCAGUGCCCCCAGGGCUUCACGGGCCGGCACUGCGACAGUCCCUACGUGCCGUGUGCGCCCUCCCCCUGUGUUAACGGGGGCACCUGCCGCCAGACCGGCGACUUUACCUUCGAGUGCAGCUGCCUUCCAGAAAUAAGAGAAACGGAGCUCUGGGAAAGGAUUGAUAAGUCUAUGAAUGGAAAGGAACAUAAGGAGAAUUAG
Odocoileus virginianus texanus is the source of this 1058-nucleotide messenger RNA. The record is from RefSeq and is a predicted model, not a curated record. Lineage: Eukaryota; Metazoa; Chordata; Mammalia; Artiodactyla; Cervidae.